AUGAGGUCAGAGCCAAGGCAACGACGAUUUUUGAAUGAAAUUAACCGUACACCCGGCUCCACGCCAGCAAAACCUUUUCUGAAUUCGCAGAGUAGACGCAGGAGCAGCGCCUCUAUGCCAAAUCGAUCACGUAUGAUCGUAACAGACUGCCAAAGUGCACGUCAAGAGGAACGUGGACGCGGAAGUAUCGGAGGGCCUUCGCACAGUGAAUUGUAUUCCGAGCCCCGACGCCGCUGCCCGAUUCCCGAUCCGGGAUCAUUACAAGCGGAUGAACUCCGCGCCAUUGGGACUGUGGAGUUGGGGACAUUAAUUCCAGGAUCCGUAACUCUGAUGAAACUACAUCUACCUAUUCUGCAGACGAAUUAUCCAUUUAAUAUAAACGAGCGACCAGCUCCAUUUAUUCCAGGCGACGCCGUUACCCUGCAAAUGGGACAUCAUUCUAUAAAAAUUAUGUAUGCCCGCGUUGAAGAUAUGCUCACCGUGCAAUCAGCUGGUGGAAUGAAACCAAAGUCUAAUAUAUUAAUAAAGGAAGAUUCACUAAUUGGAGAUGUAAAGUAUCAUCAUGUGCAACGCAUUACAUGUGGCUAUCUUACAUCUGAUCCAAAAUUAAUCGUGGCACGUCUUACUGGAGAUGGUGGACUCGCAGUUCAUAUUUGUUUCGGUGAUAGGGCUCUUCUUACCGCAUUUGUAAAGUUUCUUAUGGCCCGCUCUCCUGCUCAUGUGGAAUUGCUGGAUGAUGGUAUUUUCGCCUAUUAUCAAAAAGAAUCUACCACUGGUACACCACGACGCAGCACAUCGCACUCUUCACCUCGACCUUCUCUGAGCCAAAAUAGGAAUGCGGAUCCAUCAAUCACACCUCUUGAGAAUAGAAGGGCAGGCAGUGUAACUGAAUACUGA
Messenger RNA from Trypanosoma theileri, 897 nucleotides. RefSeq names its product putative mucin-associated surface protein (MASP). The transcript has a single exon. The record is from RefSeq and is a predicted model, not a curated record. Bases 1 to 897 code for a protein of 298 amino acids. NCBI's taxonomy places the organism in Eukaryota, Euglenozoa, Kinetoplastea, Trypanosomatida, Trypanosomatidae.